CCUAGGACUGAUUGCUUCAUUCAACUGCCCCCAACUGCUGAGGCGGAUUCUCCGAUGCGAAUUCGUCUGAAGAAAUCCAAACGGUACAACAGCUUCUCUAGGAUAUGAGCAUGAGAACUGAAUCCGAAGCUCACGGCUCUCGAUCGCCAAGGUGCAGCUUCUCUCGCCCCAUCUCAGUGCACCAUCAUUCUCAUUGAAUUUCACUGUUUCGAAGACGAUGGAAGUCCCCCUUGGGCGGUACCAGAACGUAUCGCUCGAUCAAAUUCAGUGCGCAUGUAGCUUCCCCUUCUCGUUCGCAGAUCCCAAGGUAUCUGGGUUUUCUUUCUCGUUCGGUCGGAGAAAGUGGAGGCACCCAUUUUCUCGGGUCAAGUGUUCUUCGGUAGAGCAGGAGUUGCGUCCCCGCCCGAAGCCGAGGCCAUCGAAAUUCGACGUCGAUUGGCCCGAGCAAACGGCUAUGGACGAAGAGGCAGGGACCGGAAAACGUAAUCCGGGGAUUUGUAGUCAGAUAGAGAAGCUGGCAUUGCACAAGAGAUACCGAGAGGCGCUGGAGUUGUUCGAGAUUUUGGAGUACGAGGGUCGAUUUGAGGUAGGUUGUAGCACGUACGAUGCGCUGGUGAGCGCGUGCAUCGGGUUGAGAUCUGUUAGAGCAGUCAAGAGGGUGUCCAGUUACAUGGUCAGUACUGGGUUUGAGCCGGAUUCGUAUAUGAGGAACAGGGUGCUGUUCAUGCACGUAAAAUGCGGGAUGAUGAUCGAUGCGCGUAAGAUGUUUGAUGAAAUGCCUGACAGGAACUUGGUCUCCUGGAACACGAUGAUUGCGGGACUGGUUGAUUCGGGGGACUACGUGGAGGCUUUGCAGCUGUUCUUAGCGAUGUGGGAGGAGUUUUCUGAGGGGGAGUCGCGAUUGUUUGCUACGAUUAUUCGUGCAUCUGCUGGACUGGGGCUUGUUUCUGUAGGAAGGCAGUUGCAUUCCUGUGCUCUGAAGAUGGGUCUUGGCGAGGAUAUUUUUGUUUCUUGCACAUUAAUCGAUAUGUACAGUAAAUGUGGGAGCAUUGAAGAUGCUCAAUUUGUUUUUGAUGAGAUGCCGGAGAAGACAACAGUAGGAUGGAAUUCGAUCAUUGCAGGUUAUGCACUGCAUGGUUACAGCGAAGAAGCCUUGUGUAUGUACUAUGAGAUGCGUGAUGCUGGUGUCAAAAUGGACCAUUUUACCUUUUCUAUUGUUUUGAGGAUCUGUACUAGGUUAGCCUCCGUUGAGCAUGCUAAGCAAGCUCAUGCGGCCUUAAUUCGUCAUGGAUUCGGGCUGGAUAUAGUUGCAAGCACGACACUCGUGGACUUCUAUAGCAAAUGGGGAAGAGUGGAAGAUGCUAGGCAGGUCUUUGACAGGAUGCCUGAAAAGAAUGUGAUAUCUUGGAAUGCUUUGAUUGCUGGGUAUCGCAAUCACGGCCGUGGGGAGGAGGCCGUCGAGGUGUUUAAGCAGAUGGUUUGUGAAGGAAUGAAGCCUAAUCACGUCACUUUUCUCCUUGUUCUGUCUGCUUGUAGUUACUCGGGACUAUCAGAGCUAGGUUGGGAGAUUUUUGAGUCAAUGACUGGGGAAUAUAAAACAAAACCCCGUCCUAUGCAUUACGCAUGCAUGAUUGAGUUGCUAGGUCGGGAGGGGAGUCUAGACGAAGCCUUUGCAUUGAUAAGAAGGGCUCCUUUCAAGCCAACGGUGAACAUGUGGGCUGCUUUGCUCACAGCUUGUAGAGUUCACCAAAAUUUCGAGCUUGGGAGAUUUGCCGCUGAAAAGCUCUACGGGAUGGAGCCCGAGAAGCUGAGUAAUUACGUUGUGCUUCUGAAUAUAUACAACAGCUGUGGCAAGAUGAAAGAAGCAGCCGAAGUUGUGCAUACCUUGAAAAGGAAGGGCUUGAGAAUGCUUGUGGCGUGCACUUGGAUUGAGAGUAAUAAGCAGUCGCAUGCUUUUCUUUCUGGAGAUAAAUCCCAUGCCCAAACUGAGGAGAUUUACCAAAAACUCGAUAACUUGAUGCUCGAGAUCUCAAAGCGUGGUUAUAUACCUGAGGACAAACACAUGCUUCCGGAUGUCGACGAACAAGAAGCGCAGUUGCCAUUCUAUCACAGCGAGAAACUGGCAAUAGCAUUUGGUCUGAUCAAUACCCCGGAGUGGAUGCCUCUGCAAAUGGUCCAGUCUCAUCGGAUUUGCAACGACUGCCAUAAUGCGAUUAAGCUCAUAACCUUGGCCACACGGCGAGAGAUCGUUUUCAGGGAUGCCAGCAGAUUUCACCAUUUUAAAGAUGGCAGCUGCUCAUGUGGGGACUACUGGUGAUGGUAAACAUUUCAAAGCCGCAGUGGAUUUUGCCAUUUUCGGGAUGAAGCAAACAUGGUCAUCAACUUCUACCUGAAUUUUCAAGUGGAUGAGAUCGGUCAAGUGAUCUCACUUGGUGAUGGGAUUGCACGUGUUUAUGGGUUGAAGGAGAU
Molecule: messenger RNA, 2469 nt
Organism: Syzygium oleosum
Lineage: Eukaryota; Viridiplantae; Streptophyta; Magnoliopsida; Myrtales; Myrtaceae
Product: pentatricopeptide repeat-containing protein At5g50390, chloroplastic
Exons: 1
Coding region: 218-2317 (699 amino acids)
Biological process (GO): RNA modification
Molecular function (GO): protein binding; zinc ion binding; RNA binding
Source: RefSeq, a predicted model, not a curated record